AUGUCGUCUUUCAAUGGCAAAGUGAUCGCCAUCACAGGGGCAGCCUCAGGUAUGGGGCUUGCCACAGCCCAACUCCUCGCAUCACGCGGGGCACACAUCUCACUGGCCGAUCUCAACGAGGAUGGCCUUAAGAACGCAAUGUCUACGCUUGCAGGCUCUGAAGACAGCGAGCGACAUCUCUACACUGUUGUCGAUGUGCGGAAAACUGCCUCCGUGGAUUCCUGGAUCGAAGCAACAGUCCAGAAAUUCGGCACUUUGAAUGGUGCGGUGAACAUGGCGGGCGUGAUCGCCAAGGCGACGCCCAUUGCGGAUGCGAGCGACGAGGAUUGGGAGUUCGUAAUGGGUGUCAAUGCGACGGGAGUGUUUCGGUGUUUGAGAGCCCAGUUGAGGGCGAUGAGCGGGAAAGGAGGGAGCAUUGUAUCGGCAGCAAGUACAUUCGGCCAAAUCGGUGCACCCGGGAACGUAGCAUAUUGUGCAAGCAAAGCAGCAGUCAUUGCAGCAAUGCGGACGGCGGCAAAGGAACACCAACAUAUCAGAGUCAACUGCGUGGCUCCAGGCUCGGUUAAUACGCCUUUAUCGGCCAGUGAAGAUCCAGAGGACGUGAAACGUGGGCUACAAAUCACAGCACAGAAGCGAAGAGCAGAGCCGGUUGAGAUAGCCAAUGUCAUUGCGUUCCUGCUAAGUGACGAGGCUUCCUUCGUGACUGGAGCGGUUUAUAAUGUUGAUGGUGGAUGGGUGUGUUGA
Messenger RNA from Exophiala aquamarina CBS 119918, 744 nucleotides. RefSeq lists its product as uncharacterized. Lineage: Eukaryota; Fungi; Ascomycota; Eurotiomycetes; Chaetothyriales; Herpotrichiellaceae. The transcript is spliced from 4 exons. The record is from RefSeq and is a predicted model, not a curated record. Bases 1 to 744 code for a protein of 247 amino acids.